This is a messenger RNA of Hippocampus zosterae (dwarf seahorse), 4604 nucleotides long. RefSeq names its product ETS translocation variant 5-like. The transcript has 6 exons. Lineage: Eukaryota; Metazoa; Chordata; Actinopteri; Syngnathiformes; Syngnathidae. Gene Ontology annotation, biological process: regulation of transcription by RNA polymerase II; cell differentiation. Gene Ontology annotation, molecular function: DNA-binding transcription factor activity, RNA polymerase II-specific; sequence-specific DNA binding. The record is from RefSeq and is a predicted model, not a curated record. The coding region runs from base 2630 to 3187 and encodes 185 amino acids. Gene Ontology annotation, cellular component: nucleus.
GUAAAUCAGUUUUUGUCAAAAGCCACCUGAGCCUAAUUUUUUAAGCCUCUCAGAACUUGGCCUGUUUUCAGGGGUCAGUGCUCUCUAAUGAAAAUAAUUGCUGAACCAAUGCAGACUCUGGCCUUCACUACCAUUAUGACAGAGCUGGGAGACUGAAGGGGGCAAGUUUUCUAUUUGCCAAGAGUGUGAAAAUAAAAACAAUUCAUUUGUGGAGGCAGCAAUUCUUGAACAUUUGAAAAUAAAUCACAUCCAAGUACCGCCGGUACAUGGAAGUAAUGAUUAUAAGUUUUAACUUUCAAGUUCCAAGCUGCUGCCAGUUACAGUACUGCUGCAACAAUUGAGCGAGUCCCCGCUAAAUUGUUAGCAAGUCAAGUCACACAACUUUGCUCAGUUACAACAUGCAGUACACAAUGUAAAAUGUUUCAGAGAUCGUAAAACAAAAAAAGUCUCAAUUGACAGUUUGAGAUUAUGAUGAACAUAUCUGUAGGGUUAACUUUGGGCUGUCAACUCAGCGACAGGGUCAGAUCUGCACACGGAGCUGACAUAAAUGGUUACCCUUCAAAUCUUACGAAUAGACUCUGUCGAAUGGUACUUAAUAAAGCCUUUGAAGAACUCUUACACAACUGUAAAAAAGAUUACAAAAUAAAAAAGAAAUAAAUAAAAGCAAAAAAUAACAAUGGAAAAUCAAGUGAUAAUGUGAGUUUGAGAGGUCCCAAAAAAAAAGUGCCUCUUGUCCAUGUUACCUGAUGACUUUACUUCCAGGCGUCACACCGGGUCUUCUGAUUUAUCGGCAAUUAAAUAGCUACGGGGCGGCCCGGUAGUCCAGUGGUUAGCACGUCGGCUUCACAGUGCAGAGGUACCGGGUUCGAUUCCAGCUCCGGCCUCCCUGUGUGGAGUUUGCAUGUUCUCCCCGGGCCUGCGUGGGUUUUCUCCGGGUGCUCCGGUUUCCUCCCACAUUCCAAAAACAUGCGUGGCAGGCUGAUUGAACACUCUAAAUUGUCCCUAGGUGUGAGUGUGAGCGUGGAUGGUUGUUCGUCUAUGUGUGCCCUGCGAUUGGCUGGCAACCGAUUCAGGGUGUCCCCCGCCUACUGCCCGGAGACGGCUGGGAUGGGCUCCAGCACCCCCCGCGACCCUAAUGAGGAUCAAGCGGUACGGAAGAUGAAUGAAUGAAUGAUAAAUAGCUACGUGCAUCCUUUGUAAAUCAAAAACAAUAAAAUAUUCUUCAAGAUUAUGAAAGCUAUACGAAAUGUUACGCCUUUUAAAUGAUCCACAUCCAUUUCAAAUGCAAUGAAUUAAAAUGAUUCCUGUACUCAUCAACCAUCAACAUUUCCAAUUGUAAACAAUGUAUCAAUGCAACUAAAAAUCUUCAAUUGAAUUUAUGCUCCUAUCGACACGUUGUUAAGUGGCAUACAAAAGAUAUUUGCACAUUAGUCACUGGGCGCUCAGAACGACACGUCAACACUAGCUGCCGUUUGCAUGUGUCAGUUGUAUUCACACGUUUACAUUGACAUAGGAGUCAUACAGGAGUCAUUAAAUGGAACAUUCCUUUGAUUAAGUCCAUGUCAUGCUGCUUGAAACUUAAUUAUGUUCGACACUUAUUUUCAUAUGUCAACAGCCAGCAGACAAUGUCCUGGAAAUGUCAAUCACAAAAUAUGUGAGCUCGCUGACAGGGUGGACAUUUUUGGCUAAUGUUAGCAUUUUAGGAGAAAUUGGUGGCUCUUCACUGAGCAAAAUGAUUCUGUUAGCAAGUUGACUCUACUGUUUAACAAAUCAAGUUUUGGAAAGGGGAUAUUUCAUUUAGACAGAGAAGAAGCGUGACAACAUUCAACGACACGUGAUGAAAACGACAAAAGAUGUGUAAGUGUAAAUACUCAUUCGGUAAGUAUCCACCGUUGCAGCCUGCAUUGAAAAAAGACAAUCUGCUGGUCGUAAUUUCACUGAAAACAUCAGAGGGUUUCUUGGCAGGGAGGAGGAAGCUGUUGUGCGUGGAAUGUCAUCAAAAACAAGGCAGUACGAGAAACCUGUUGAACAAGUUGCACCCAAAUGAAGAAGUGGAAAACAUGAAAAUGCGAGCAGGGUGUGCACAGUCUGACCACGUAAACAUUAGCAGUUUAGUCGCCAAAAAUUAGCCGGCAGCCACCGGAUGACAGCAGUGAGGACAAAGAAGUACAUUUUCCCCAAUAUGUCCCUCUUUUGGUGGAGCAGAAUCAGUUCUGGGACAGUGGAAUGACCUCAGGAGCGUUGUACUUAACUGUGGAAUGCUCCACUGUAUCUUCCAUGAAGUAAAUCUGCAAAUGUCCUCUCAGCUUUCAGCGGCAGAUGUCAGAACCAUGUCUGUCCUUUCUACCGGCAAAGAAAAUGUUGAACAUGCCCGGCUCUCACUCAAGCUACGCGGGAUGCCCGUUGUAUCAGCGGCACCUGUCGGAGCCUCUGGCUCCAGUUGGCGGUGGAGGCGUUUGCAAACAGGAGAUGGUGGAUUCGCGCUACCCGGAAGCAGUGGCGUGUGGUUCUAGCAUGCCGGCCUUCGCCAACAUCACCAUCAAACAAGAGCCAAGGGACUUUGGCUUUGACACAGAGGUUCAAACCUGCCAGUCAUCAUCCUUUGGCAAAACGUCAGUCGUGUACCCGCAUGGAGGCUCAGCUUUUGGUCGUGACGCAGAAGCCCGCUUCAGCUACGACGACGCUUGUGUCGUGCCGGACAGACUGGAGGCAGGAUGGUUUGCCCUACCAGCGGCGUGGCUCCCUGCAGCUGUGGCAGUUCCUGCUCACGCUGUUGGACAACCCGGCCAACGCACAUCUGAUUGUGUGGACGGGGCGUAAUAUGGAGUUCAAACUCAUUGACUCUGAAGAGGUGGCCCGGCUCUGGGGAAUCCAGAAGAACCGGCCUGCCAUGAACUAUGACAAGCUGAGCCGCUCGCUGAGGUACUACUACGAGAAGGGCAUCAUGCAGAAGGUUGCUGGGGAGAGAUAUGUAUACAAGUUUGUGUGCAAACCAGAGGCCCUCUUUUCCAUGGCGUUCCCAGAGAAACGGAGGUCCAGUGUGAAGGCCGACUCUGACGCCCUCCCCUUCAUUGGCGAGGAGGAUGGCUUAACUCUGCCCACGUUCGAGGAGGAGGGUCCUUACUUGGCAGACGGAGGCGAGCAGUGCCUUCAGGGACUGAUCUUCCCCGAAAGCUGCCUGUACUAGGCCACAGUCUAAAGGAUAGCGAUGUGGGAUUUUUCAGAUAUAAAAUCUAAAAAUGACCUUUGUCUGGUAUGUUUUAGCCCACGGGAACCCUUUCCAGCCAAAUACAGUAUCAAGACACACGUUGUGCAGGAUCAAAUGACAAUUUUACCUUGGAACAUGCACAUUAUUCGGGCAAAUGUAGUCCACGUGAAUUUGGCAUGUCCUGGCACGCUGGGACUGGUGCUCACGUCGGCCUCACAUUGCAGAGGUGCAGGGUUUGAUUCCGGCUCCGGGCUUCCUGUGUGGAGUUUGAAUGUUCUCCCCGUGCCUGCGUGAGUUUUCUCCGGGUACUCCGGUUUCCUCUCACAUUCCAAAAACAUGCAUGGCAGGUUAACGGAACACUCGAAAUUGUCCCUGGUGUGAGGGCAGAUGGUUGUUCGUCUCUGUGUGUUGGCAACCGGUUCAGGGUGUCCCCCUCCUAUUGCCCGAAAACAGCUGGGAUAGGCUCCAACAUGCCCGCGACACUUGUAAGGAGAAGCGGAUCAGAAAAUGGAUGGAUGGAUGGAUAGUCCAGGGGAAGUGCUACAAUUCAACCAAAAACAAAUCUUUCCAAGUCAUGCAGCUCUUCACCCUGCGUGAAAGAGUCAUGCUCGUAUUUUUCAGGUCUCUUGAUCCUCUUAUAAAUUUCUAUUUUGACAUGGUGUUUUUCUGUUUAAAAGCUAAUAUUUUUGUCAUUAAAUGAACUUGUAAGUUGUACUGUUUUUGACAAAAUUAUAGCCUAUAUGUUUGAUUCACUGCCGCCCUAAUGCUAGUAUGCUGGAGAAAUUCUUACAAUGCGCUUCAGGGUGUCCAAAUAAUUUGCUGCAUUUUGUACAUAGAGUAGCUUCAGUGUGUAUAAACUCUGCACAGUCGAGUCCUGCAUACUUGCGGUUCAGCACUUGCGGGUUUACACACUUGCAGAUUUUUAUUCAAUCGUUAAAGAAAAAAGAAAUAAAUUUAAUCACAGGAGAGUUUUUUGGGGUUGGUUUUCUUCAGCCCCCCCGGUCCCCAUUUUAGUGGGAAACAUACAUUGAAUGUUAAUCAGUGUUUUUUUUUGGGGGGGGGGGGGUGCGGGGGGGGGGGGUCUUUUUAUUUCUUUAUGUAAUUAAUUUUCUUUAUUUUCAUUUCCAAAUGCAUUUUGGUGGAUUUUGGCCAAUUGCGGACCAGCCGAAUUGCGGGGGUCGACUGUAUUUUUAUUCUGUAUAUGAAUCUAGUAUAUUUUUGCAAAAGGCUGCAAGUUGCACAGUUUCACUUGAUGUGUUGGUGACAGAGCGGUGUUCUUUUUUGCAGAUGAAACAUAUUUCGUUGUGGUAUCACUGCAGGAGAAUAUUGGCCUUCAUAUAUUGUACAUGUGCCCUGUGUUAAUCUUCAAUGAUUUAAUAAAAUAAUUUUACUCACA